This is a messenger RNA of Theobroma umbraticum, 1919 nucleotides long. It is a transcript of the gene GA2OX8, whose product is annotated as gibberellin 2-oxidase 8. NCBI's taxonomy places the organism in Eukaryota, Viridiplantae, Streptophyta, Magnoliopsida, Malvales, Malvaceae. The record is from RefSeq and is a predicted model, not a curated record.
CUUCUAUAUAUACAUGUAACCAUUUAAUUUCCUUUCUCUCAAGUGUCUUCAACAUUUACUCUUGUGUCUUUAGCUCCUCUAAACCCUUUUGAUAGCAAGGUCUCAAGCUUUCCUUUUCCUUUCAAAUACAUGAGCUAGAAUUUAAAGCACCUAGUCUGGUGUGACAUUGGGCAUUCAAGGAAGCAUAAAUUGGUGGACACUCAUAAUCUUACGGUAAACAUUAACCAGCAAAUGUUAAGUGGUUGCGUAAACAAGCAUGCUAUUGAAAAUUCCCAAGUCCAAAAGAGAUUUAACCUUUCCAUCGAUAGUGGGAAUUCAUCUAUGAUUUCAAAAAUCUAUGAUUUCAUUGGAACAUGGAUGAUGGGAUUAGUAAAUAGAUUAAUUAAAGGGAGAGAAACAAGGAAAGUGCAUGUAGGAAAGAAGAAUGUAGGAGACGAUGGACAUGAGUACAACUAGAGGGCACAAUGAAUUCAGAUGGCUCCAAAGGAAAGGUGCCGUAGCAAGAAGACAUGCAAUCCAACUUUGUCCCCAAGGUCCAAAAACGUGAGAAAAAGGAAACGCCAUAACGUUUUCAUCGAACGGAAACAAAGAAAAGCCUGUUGUCUCGAUCCCUCCUCUGUUUCCAUCUACCCUUCCCCCAUCACGAACAGUAACAUACAACAGCUCAUAAUUUACCUAUUUUUAACCCUUUCCUUUUCUCUGCCUCAAACCUGCUUUUGAUCAUCAGCCACUAGGUAUGGACUCGGACCCACCAUUCCACGAGACUUACAAGACCCUCUUUGCCAACUCCAUCAUCGAGUCCUCUCCAAGCAACGACGACCCUGGCUACGCGGUCGAGGAACGGGAGCUUCCCUUGAUUGAUCUAAGCCGACUAGGCCUCGGCUGCGAGCUGGAGAGAGAAGGGUGCAAGAAAGAGAUAGCUAGGGCUGCGCACGAGUGGGGUUUUUUCCAGGUCUUAAAUCAUGGGAUUUCCAGGGACAUACUGGAGACGAUGAGAAACGAGCAAGUGAAAGUUUUCAAGCAGCCUUUUCACAACAAGUUCAGGAAUUUCUCCGCUGGUAGCUACCGCUGGGGCACACCCACAGCUACUUCCCUAAAGCAGCUAUCAUGGUCCGAAGCUUUCCACAUUCCCAUGACCGAUAUCUCAACCCCUGGCGGCUUCGACACUACUCUCAGCUCACCAAUGGAACAGUUUGCUACGAAAGUUGCCAGUCUUGCUCAGGAGCUGGCCGAAAUUUUGGCAGAGAAACUGGGUCACAAGUCGACUUUUUUCCAGGAAAAUUGUUUGCCCAGUACCUGCUACCUCCGACUCAACAGAUACCCGCCAUGCCCAAUUGCUUUAGAAAUGUUUGGUCUCAUGCCACACACUGAUAGCGACUUCCUCACCAUAUUGCACCAAGAUCAGGUCGGAGGAUUGCGGUUAGUGAAAGAUGGGAAAUGGAUUGCUGUCAAACCUAACCCCGAAGCUUUAAUCAUCAACAUUGGAGAUUUAUUCCAGGCAUGGAGCAAUCUUUUUUACAAGAGUGUGCAACAUUGUGUCGUCACGAACCCAUCAAAAGAAAGGUUUUCCGCUGCAUAUUUCCUUUGCCCAUCGCACGAGACUGUCAUAGAGAGUUGCAGCAAGCCUUCGGUUUACAGGAAGUUUAGCUUUACGGAAUAUAGACAGCAAGUGCAGGAGGAUGUUCAAAAAUAUGGGUACAAAGUAGGACUCCCCAGGUUUCUAGUAUAAAUAUAUAUAUCUAUUCACCAAGUAAAUAUUUGAUUGCAUAUCUCUUCUAGCUAGCUUAGGCCAAAUUUGUAUAAAAUUUGUGGCUCGAUCUUCCCCCCACCACCACCCCAAAAAAAUGUUGUAUAAGUUUUUGUUUGAUUAGAAAAUUGAAUGCAAAUUGUGAUGGAAUUGGAAACAGAGAUAUAUCAAG